This is a messenger RNA of Empidonax traillii (willow flycatcher), 1865 nucleotides long. It is a transcript of the gene KLHL10, whose product is annotated as kelch like family member 10. The record is from RefSeq and is a predicted model, not a curated record. The transcript has 5 exons. The coding region runs from base 1 to 1773 and encodes 590 amino acids. Lineage: Eukaryota; Metazoa; Chordata; Aves; Passeriformes; Tyrannidae. Gene Ontology annotation, molecular function: protein binding.
AUGGAGAGGAAGAUGAGCGAAAGGAAUUGCAGCAUCUCCAACGAGCUCCGCCUGGAAGGGAGAUUCUGUGAUGUGAUCAUAAGCGUGGAUGGGGUGGAAUUCAAGGCUCACAAGCUCAUCCUCUCUUGUUGCAGUGUCUACUUCAGGACUCUGUUCACCAACUGGGACAGCGCAGACAAGAUGGUCUAUCAAAUCCCUGGUGUUUCAGCUGAAAUGAUGGGUCUCAUCAUCAAUUACGCCUACACCGGGACAGUACCGAUCACGGAGGACAACGUUGAGAAUUUGCUGGCUGCAGCAGACCAGUUCAAUGUCAUGGGCAUCGUCAACCUGUGCUGCGAGUUCCUCAGUUCCAGGCUGUGCUUUGAGAACUGCAUUGGCAUCUGCAGGCUCACCGACUACUACCACUGCCCCGACCUGCGCGCAGCCGCCUGCGUGUACAUCCUGCAUCACUUCGAGGAGGUGUCCCAGGUGUCUGAGGAGUUCCUAGACCUCUCUGCUGAGGAGCUGGCACACAUCAUCGAGAAGGACGAGCUCAACGUGAAGCGAGAAGAAGCCGUGUUCGAGGCUGUGCUGAGGUGGAUCGCUCACGAUCCGCAGAGCAGGAGGCACUACAUCGCCUGCUUGCUGGGCAAGGUUCGACUGGCACUCCUACAGUCCGACUACUUCAUGAACAACGUCAAAGCUCACGAGUACGUGAAGGACAACGCCGAGUGCAAAGAUCUCAUCAUCAGUGCCCUGUCGGAAAUCUACGACCUGAACUCGUACGGCCAGAGCUCCUCGGCCAACGCCAACCCACUCACCCGGCCGCGCCUGCCCUACGCCAUCCUCUUUGCCAUCGGGGGCUGGAGCGGGGGCGGCGCCACCAGCGCCAUCGAGACCUACGACGGCCGCACCGACAAGUGGCUGAACAUCCCCUGGGAGCAAGAGAGCCCCGUCGCCUACCACGGUUCGGCGUAUCUGAAGGGCCACGUCUACGUCAUCGGCGGGUUCGAUGGCACAGACUAUUUCAACAUCGUCAAGCGGUUCGACCCGCUCCAGAAGACGUGGCAGCAGGUGGCACCCAUGCACUCGCGGCGCUGCUACGUCAGCGUCACCGUCGUGGACAACUUCAUCUACGCCAUGGGAGGGUUUGACGGGUACAUCCGGCUCAACACGGCGGAGCGCUACGACCCGGACACCAACCAGUGGACCCUGAUCGCCCCCAUGCACGAGCAGAGGAGCGACGCCAACGCCACCACGCUGAACGGAAAGGUGUACAUCUGUGGUGGGUUUGAUGGCGAUCAGUGCCUGAGCUCAGCUGAAGUGUUCGACCCCGCCACAAACCAGUGGUCCCUGAUCGCCCCGAUGAGCAGCAGGAGGAGCGGGGUUGGGGUGAUGGCGUACGGGAACCAGGUGUACGCGGUCGGAGGGUUUGAUGGGAACAGCCGGCUCCAGAGCGUGGAAGCGUAUAACCCCGUCGCCAACGCCUGGCACGCCGUGCCCUCCAUGCUAAACCCACGCAGCAACUUCGGCAUCGAGGUGAUGGACGGGCUGCUGUUCGUGGUCGGGGGCUUUAACGGGUUCAGCACCACCGUGGCUGCCGAGUGCUACGAGGAGGACACCAACGAGUGGUACGACGCCCACAGCAUGGGCAUCACCCGCAGCGCCGUCAGCUGCUGCGUGGUGCCAGGGCUCUCCAACGUCAUGGAGUACAUCGCCAGGCAGCACUACUACCGGCACAACACCUCCAUGGACAUCUUGUUCAGCACUUCGACUCGGAGCUCGCCGUUGUAAAUAGUUCCCCUUAGCUAAGUCUCGUGAUUGGCCAUCACUGGAUGCUCCUGUAAAUAGUCCUGCUUAGCUAAUAAAAGUCUUCUGAGCAUCCC